CAAGACGCUGUGAUCGUUGCCGGGGAAACAGGACGCUCAUUGAAAAGUAGAGCAGACCGUUUGAAGUGCAGACAGAACGGAAGAAAUACGGUUUUUCACGGCGGUAAACCGAGGAAAUGACACGACUGUGUGUCUGUGAGAUGUGCAGCUGUGGCCGUCAUCGCUGCACGCAUCCGACCACGGCACUGUACAGUAAAGGAGGUCACAAUAAUGUGGUAACGGAGUAUUCUGAGAAAUAUCCUGCUUAUAAAGGUCACAUCCGUCCCAAAAGCCUCAAACCCCAACAGGAGUACAAAGCUCACCAGAAUGGCAUGGAUGGAACCACCACCUUCAGAUCAGACUAUGUCCCAUAUAAGGUCAUGCGACGUCCCGAGAAACCGCAGGCCGAGUAUAAGCCUAAACCUGGACAGAUUGAUUUAGGGACCACCUAUAAACAAGACUUCAAUCAGUAUGAAGUGCAGCCAUUCGUUUCCUCGCGCCCUAAAGAGAGAGCACAUACUAUAAAUGCAAAGCUGGACACUGUACCCACCUACAAAGAGGAUUUUCGUCAGUGGGAAAUCAGCCGCCGGGAAAUAACCAAGCCUGAUGAGACGUAUCAUCCUCCCACUACAAAAUUUGGAAAUUCCACAACAUUCCAGGAUGAUUUCAUCGUCAAGGCUCUCAAGCCACGUAAGAGCUACAAGCCUCCAAACGCCGCCAAGCUCUCCGACGCUCCCUUUGAAAAUGUGACCAGUAGCCAGCUUUCAUACGUACCACACCCUGUGGAGGCCCGUUACGUAAAACAGGUGGAAGAAUACAAACCUAGUAACCAACCGUUCCAAGAUCUCACCACACACCGCAAAGACUACCAAGGCCUGCCGGGUCAACAUCCCAAAAGCUGCAAACCAGAGGCGCUCAAGGUGGCCUCCGACAUGCCCUUCCAGAGCAACACGGAAUUCCGGGACCGUUUCCAGCAUUGGCCUGUCUUCCUCCCCGAAGUCCACAAGUCCGUGGAGUACACGAGCCCCACAGCCCACAUGGACCUGAGCACCACUUCGCACUCCGAUUAUAUCAAGCACCAAGUCCAACCCUUCGUGUCCGCCAAACCCUUCUUGCUCCCGAAGAAGUCUUCCGUGCCCUUUCAGGGCAACACCACGAUGAGGGACGACUUCCAGCCGUGGGAUUCGCAUCGUCGAACCCCGUUCCGGAAGCAAGAGGAAAUGCACCGAUCUAGCGGGAAAAUGGAAGAUCUUACCACCUUCAAGGCCCAUUACAUCCCUCACCAAACCAAGCCCAGUCAGAGCUUCAAGCCCCAUAAUGCACCUCUGCGGUCCGACGCUCCCCUAGACCAUGACACCAUGUAUCGCACCGAGUUCACACCCAAGAAAAUCAGCAUGUGCCCGGCCAGUUUCGAGUCUCCGCCGGGGUUUGUUUUCGAUAACUACGACGAUCAAGGCCACCGGUUCUUCCGCAAGUUGACGUCAGUUGACGUGAAGGAUACUCCUAAGGAAAUGGCAUUGAUAGCUUGAGAAAGUCAUCGUGUUGUGCUUAUAUAAAGAUGACAGCAUACAGUA
Messenger RNA from Triplophysa dalaica, 1553 nucleotides. RefSeq names its product stabilizer of axonemal microtubules 2 (gene saxo2). NCBI's taxonomy places the organism in Eukaryota, Metazoa, Chordata, Actinopteri, Cypriniformes, Nemacheilidae. Bases 117 to 1508 code for a protein of 463 amino acids. The record is from RefSeq and is a predicted model, not a curated record. Gene Ontology annotation, biological process: microtubule anchoring. Gene Ontology annotation, cellular component: centriole; axonemal microtubule; ciliary basal body. The transcript has 4 exons. Gene Ontology annotation, molecular function: microtubule binding.